UUUUUUUUUUUUUAGAUUGGUGCGACCACGGUGCUAGGUGCGAGCGGUGGUUGGUGCGCUUUACGUGUUGUGCCUCAUUUAGUUUUUAAAUUAAAGUCAAAUUAACAAUAUGCCUCCCAAAAAGAAAGCCCCCGAGCCGAGUAAAAAGACCGAAAUGAAGAAAAAAGAGAAAGUAAUCGAGGACAAGACUUUUGGUUUGAAAAACAAGAAAGGAGCCAAAACGCAGAAGUUUAUUCAACAAGUCGAAAAACAAGUCAAGUUCGGCAACCAACCUGCCAAAAAGGUCGAGGCGGUGCCUGUCAAAAAGAAGACGGAAGCCGAGGAUCUAAACUCGCUGUUUCGGCCUGUUCAGAAGGUGGAGAAGGGCGCAGACCCCAAGUCUGUGUUGUGUGCCUUCUUCAAGCAAGGUACCUGUGGCAAAGGAGAUAAGUGCAAAUUCUCACACGACAUUACCAUCGAGCGGAAAGCAGAGAAGAGGGAUAUUUACACCGAUGUUCGUGAUUCCGAUACAAUGGAGAACUGGGACGAGGCUAAGCUGGCUGAAGUGGUGGAGCAGAAGCACGGAGAGGCUGAGAGGCGCAUGCCCAAGACUGAUAUUAUUUGCAAGCACUUCCUGGAUGCCCUCGAGCAGAACAAGUAUGGCUGGUUCUGGGAGUGCCCCAGCGGAGGGCAGAAGUGCCACUACCGCCAUGCGGUUCCCCCUGGGUUUGUGCUCAAGAAGAACAAAAAGAAUGCAGAUGAGGUCAAGCCAGAGGAUACUCUGACCAUAGAGGAUCUCAUUGAAACUGAGAGGGCCAAGCUGGGCAGCAACCUGGCUCGUAUCACCUUGGAAAGCUUCCUGGCAUGGAAGAAAGCAAAGAUCCAGGAGCGCCAAGCGACCGAGCAGAAAGAGCGAGACCGCAAGCGAGACGAAUUCAAGGCUGGACGCAACAUGGGGUUGAGCGGCAGAGACAUGUUUACUUUCCGGCCUGAACUGGCGGACGAUGACCAGAAUGAGGAGGAUGAGGAGGCGUACGACCUCACGCGAUUUGGAGGGGAAGAGGACAGCACUCAGGCUGUACGAGAGAUCACACUAGAAAACCUGACAGCUGAAUCCUUGCAAGGAGGAGACUUUGCUGCCGGAGCUUCAACAACGGGAGGAAGUAUGGCCACUUCUGUUCCAAUUGACGAAAGGCUCUUUGAAGAUGAUGAGGACCUGGAUGACCUUGAAGAUGAUCUUCAAGACCUGAAUGUGGAGUAAUGUGUCAGGUUCUCUGACAGCUUGUUGCAGUUUUAUUUUUGUGAAUAAGUAAAUAAAUGAAUGCCACAAAUAAA
This is a messenger RNA of Ixodes scapularis (black-legged tick), 1314 nucleotides long. Its product is annotated as zinc finger CCCH domain-containing protein 15. The record is from RefSeq and is a predicted model, not a curated record. Gene Ontology annotation, biological process: cytoplasmic translation. Gene Ontology annotation, molecular function: mRNA binding; metal ion binding. The transcript is spliced from 10 exons. The coding region runs from base 110 to 1240 and encodes 376 amino acids. NCBI's taxonomy places the organism in Eukaryota, Metazoa, Arthropoda, Arachnida, Ixodida, Ixodidae. Gene Ontology annotation, cellular component: cytosol.